Molecule: messenger RNA, 1079 nt
Organism: Olea europaea var. sylvestris
Lineage: Eukaryota; Viridiplantae; Streptophyta; Magnoliopsida; Lamiales; Oleaceae
Product: NDR1/HIN1-like protein 13
Exons: 2
Coding region: 136-948 (270 amino acids)
Cellular component (GO): plasma membrane
Source: RefSeq, a predicted model, not a curated record
AUUUAGACAAACAGACUCUGCUCAAGUAUAUCAUUUUUCAACAUUUCAAAUCAAACUUUGUUCUGGGCCAUUUUUCUUUCUCUAUUCCAGUCCAGUUCAUCAGAAAUUUUCCUCUCAUACAAGGUGUAUUUCAGAAUGGCCGAGCGCGUUCAUCCAAUCACCGUUGGCGCCCCACCUCCACCGCCAUCAUCAUCCACGAAGAUGAACUCUGGCGACGCGCCUCAGCCUCCGAAACCGGAGCCUAAUUCCAAGCCAGUGCUGCAGCCUCCGUCGACUUAUGUCGUCCAGCUCCCCAGAGAGCAAAUCCUACGCUAUCCACCACCUGAAAAUGCACGAAAAUUCCAUGCUCUCGCACGCCGGAAUAAACGUAGCUGCUGCCGCCGUUGCUGCUACUUCACUCUCUGCCUCCUACUACUUCUCAUUGUCACCGUCGCAAUUGCCGCUGGAGUGCUCUACCUCGUCUUCCGUCCAGAAGCGCCGAAGUACACAAUAACCUCCGUCGCCAUAAAAGGAAUGAAUCUGACGUCAGUGCCUUUCACUUCACCGGUAUUUGACGUCAGCAUCAGGGCGGAGAACCCUAACGACAAGAUUGGCAUAUACUAUUCAAAAAACAGUGUCGUUAACGUGUUUUAUAAUGACGUUAAGUUAGGCGACGGCGUUUUGCCUUCUUUUUAUCAGCCAAAGAACAACGUGACGAUGUUUCAAACGGCGUUGAAGGGGUCCAACAUAGUUCUAGGAGGCGCCGUUAAGACGUCGUUAAGGAACGGGCAGAAUGAAAAUAGGGUGCCACUGGUUAUGAGAUUAAAGGUUCAUGUUAAAUUCAAGGUGGGGUCCAUGAAAACAUGGGAAAUAACAAUCAAGGUUAGGUGUGACAUCAUCGUUGAUUCACUAAAUGACAAAUCGAAUAUUGUAUCUAAAGAUUGUGAUUAUAGUGUGAGAUUGUGGUAGAUAAAUUUGUAGUAAUUUUUAUGUAAUGGAUUUGUAAAACAAAUUUAAUUUUUUUAUUUUUGGUGGCCACAGGGUCACACACUUUAUAAGUGGUAUGUAUUUGGGAUAUAUACACAUUGGUUACAUUUAUA